Molecule: messenger RNA, 2477 nt
Organism: Synchiropus splendidus (mandarinfish)
Lineage: Eukaryota; Metazoa; Chordata; Actinopteri; Syngnathiformes; Callionymidae
Gene: gp9
Product: glycoprotein IX (platelet)
Exons: 2
Coding region: 1012-1716 (234 amino acids)
Source: RefSeq, a predicted model, not a curated record
GCACUGCAUGGAUGCAUCACUGUGAGCUGACAGGGAUAAACAGAUCAGCCUUUUUUUUCUAUUGUUUUUCUUUUCUUGCUGUUUUGGUGUAACUGAAGCAUGCAUUUCAUCAACAAGCCACGCCGGACGUCACACCGAGCACUUCCCUGAGGGCUGUGUAAAUACCUGGUUUGCUCAGAAGAAGAUUUAUCUUUAUGAAAACAAAAGAAAAAGGGACCAAGAUUCGGGUUUAACGUCUGUACAUAAGAUAAUAAUAUACGCUCAGUAUCAGGAUGAACAAAGACGCCUCGUGGAUGAGCAAACAUAUCGAUUGUCUCCAUUUGUUGGAAACUGAAAUAAAAAAUACAGACUGUUAGAAAGAGUGCCGCCAUUUUACAUCACUGCUCAUACACACACACACACACACACACACACACACCUCGCUGCUCGUUGGCGUGAGAUGCCGUUUAAAAAAAAUGAAGACACAAGAAUGGCCUCAUUUGUUUGUCGGUUCUGUUUGUACAGUGAGUAGUGAGUCAGUAACACAUCGACUGUGACCAUGUUAAGAAUACAAAAUAAACAUAAAACAACAACAACAAACAAACAUAUAUAUAUACCAUUCUUUGAUACGUGUGUUGUUCUUUUUUUGUUUGUUCUGCUGAGUAAAGUAAGAACGCUUCUCUUCAAAACUCCUGUUUUUACCCCAGAAAUAAGGAUUAAAGUGAAGUACAGAAGAAAAUCAAGAGUCCGUCCUGUGUUAGAAGGGUAUGUUUUUUAAGGGGGGGGAUUCCUCCCUCUUCAAGUCGUGGCGAAGCAUCGCUGAUAUACUCUUAUCUCCCAGAGCAGACGGGCCUCCGUCACGUGCAGUGCAGCAGCAGCGUGAGCUUUGAUUGGUCCUCCGCGACGUGAUGGGCUCAAUAACAAUUUGGUUCCGAACCAGGAUCUCUUGCUCAGAGACAUGAAGGUCUAUGAGACGUCACGAGGAUGAGGGAGGACAAGAGGACGCUUCGCAGUUGGAUUUAAGAGAACAGCAUGCUCUCUGGGUCAGGACUCGUCCUCCUCCUCCUCCUCCUCCUGGCAGCACCAGUCAUCUGUCAGUCAUGUGUGUGUUCCCAGCCGUCCCCCUCGGGUCUCCAGGUCAACUGCAGCGCUCUAAAUUUGAAACGGUGGCCUCGUCUUCCUGCUGACACGUCAGAGCUCCACAUGCAGGACAACCUCCUGACUGAGGUUCCUCCGGGACUCUUUGACUCUCUUGAGAAGCUUCAAAGCGUCUCGCUGUCCCAAAACCCCUUCAAGUGCGAGUGUGGGAUCGAGUAUUUGAGAAGCUGGCUGCUGAAGAACCAGGCGCUCGUGUCUCAGCAGCCCACCUGCGGCAGCCCUCCGUCUGUGGCCAACAAAAGCAUACUAGAACUCCCUGACAACUACUUUGAGUCAUGUGGGUCUGCAAACUGCUAUGAUGGGAUUUUGGCUGCCAUGAUGAUUGUGAUGCUGAGCAGCCUGGUGGUUUUACUCCUCUGGGUUCUGAGACUCUCUAAAAAGUCCACAUUCAUCCUGAAAAUCAGUCAUCCAGAGAUAGAGCUGAGGCCUCGAUGGCGGCGAGACUCUGAGAGGUCGGAGGUCAGUUCAGGGUGGACGUGGAGCGAGGAGCUGGAGCGGCCGCUGGUGAAUGUGGAGCUGCUGCCACAGGUCCUGGACAUCCUGCACAAAAAGCAUAAUAUAAAGAUAAAGAUGACCUGAGGGAAUCAGUCCAGCAACUCCCAGCACCUCGACAACGCAGAGGGCAAGAUGGAGGUCAGGAAAUGGUCACGUGAUCAAUGGCAGUUAUACUUUUACUGUUACUAACGAAAUCCAAAUUACAGUAGCUACAAAUAUCCGUCCGACACCUAGAACUAAGGCUGGGUCAUUUCAUAGACAUAUAGAAAAUAUUUAUGGAAAAUGCUAAGAAAAUGACACCAUUAAUUAACCUGGGUUUUGCGAAAACUUAGCAGUAUUUUUUGGGAUAAAGUGCAUUAAUAUAUGAUUUAUGAUUAUGAUUUAAUGGCUCAAUUUUACUUCUGCAAUAAUCCGCUCAAUAUUAAAUGGGUUUUUUGUACAUGCAGUUGAAGUUUAAGUACAAAACCAUAGACAGGGAGCACAGAAACCGGUCAUUUGCAUCGGCCUGCACGGGUUCUAUCAAUAUCUUGACCAAUUCUGCGUGUAGUGAGCUCAAAUGGACAGCUGGUGGCAGUAUAGGGCUACGGGAUUCCCAUAAGACGCAUGAAUGAAACACGACGAAGAAAGGAAUACAUUUAUAAUUUAAACCCUCAAAACAUUGAGAAAUCCUCCUUUUGGAACCAUAGUCACGUGAAAUACGACUUAUUUCUGUAAUUCAAUUGCAUCUAGGUGUUCAGUAAACUAUAGAUAAUAUAAUGUAUGCAAUAAACGAAAAUACAUUCAGAUUUCUUCUCAUUUUGUGGACAUUUAAGCACGUAUAUAUAUUUUUACACUGCGAAGUAAUA